UGACGCAGAGUCAGCAGUUUUUCAUCGACUGUGAGAAAGUGUACAUCGAGUCGAGGUUAUUUUCGUGCAGUCGUUGAGAUAGCGAGAGAUACGCCGAUAGAAAACUGACAAUGUUGUGUUCUUGUUGCGUGGCGAUGAUCGCCAUCCUCUACAUUCUAUUUGACGUAAAUUACUUUAUGAGAAUUAUUCUCACCAUUAUUUGGGGCAGAUUUUUCGAGAAGAAGAAGAAACUCUUCGAUACGACAACAGUUUAUGGAAUUUGCACCACUCAGGAUGUUGACUUGGUCUUGAAGCACAUGAAUAACGCGCGAUAUUUACGUGAGUUGGAUUUUGCGCGUUUUUAUUUCUAUGACAGAUUAGGAAUUUACGACGUUAUCUCAAAAAGAGGCGGCAUUGCUGUUCAAGGCGCAUCCACUAUACGAUAUCGCCGUGCGAUUCCUAUCUUUACACCAUACAAGGUCACGACGAAGCUCAUUUAUUGGGAAGAUAAACACUUUUAUAUAGAAAACCAGUUUAUCAGUCUCACGGACAAUUUUAUUCGCGCCAUUGCAUUAAGCAGACAAACUGUAACUGGAUUAAAGAUUCCGGUAGAGGAAAUAAUUGCCGACAUCGAGCCGGAAAUACGUAGGCCGGAGCCUACCAAAGAACUUCAAUUAUGGCUGGAGUCUAUGGAAGAAUCGUCUCAAAGUUUGAAAAAACAGAAAUAAGAAAAUGUUUUUUUUUUAAUGUGUUUGUGUUUGAUAAAUUACAUUUAUUUAAUUUUUUGUUAGAUCGGUUUUUAUUUUAUGGUUGAUUCUUUGUUAUGUUAUUAUAACACAUAAUUUUAUAUAGUCUUACAUGAAUGUAUUGUUCUAUCGUUAGUUUUAUAAGUAAUUUAAUUUUUGUGAUAUAAUAUUGUUUUUAAAGCUUUUUAAUCGAAAUAUUAUUUUUAAAUUCGAAAUUAUAUCAUUAUAUCAUUAUAUAUUGCAUUACAUAUCUUGGCAUUAAUUGUAGUACAGUGUCGAGUAAAACUUAAUUUAGAUUUAUAUAUUAUUAAAAGAUAUUUCUUUUAUUAUUUUACAAUUAGUAAAAACUAAAUUUUUAUAAUUAGUAAAUGUGACUAAAAAUAUUAUUUUUUAUUAUUGCAAUAUUUAUAAUCUUAAUAAAUACAACAAUUUGCG
Messenger RNA from Atta colombica, 1160 nucleotides. Its product is annotated as protein THEM6. NCBI's taxonomy places the organism in Eukaryota, Metazoa, Arthropoda, Insecta, Hymenoptera, Formicidae. The transcript has 3 exons. The record is from RefSeq and is a predicted model, not a curated record. Bases 111 to 707 code for a protein of 198 amino acids.